UCUUUUCGAUGUGUGGUUUCAGGGCCUAUAAAAGGCCCAUCCCUCUGACAGCAGGGAUUCAGUUUGCGAUCACUGGCCCAAGGAGUUGCAACGCGAUAGAAAUGAAGCUGCUGAUUUUUGCCUGUCUGCUGGGCCUGGCUCUCGGCCACGAGGUCUACACCUAUUACACCCCGUCGUAUGGGUAUUAUCCGCCGAGCUAUGCCCGGUCAGCGGGUGUCCUGCCGCUGGCCUACUCCCGCCUGGUGGCUCCUGCGGCUGCCGAAUCGCAUCUGUACCACAGCGUGGCGACUCCCAACUCCUUCCAGCAGCAGUACCGCAGCGACUACAAGCCCCUCACCUAUGAGUAUCAUCUGUACUAA
Drosophila subobscura is the source of this 359-nucleotide messenger RNA. RefSeq lists its product as uncharacterized. The record is from RefSeq and is a predicted model, not a curated record. The transcript is spliced from 2 exons. Bases 9 to 359 code for a protein of 116 amino acids. NCBI's taxonomy places the organism in Eukaryota, Metazoa, Arthropoda, Insecta, Diptera, Drosophilidae.